Molecule: messenger RNA, 5502 nt
Organism: Rhea pennata
Lineage: Eukaryota; Metazoa; Chordata; Aves; Rheiformes; Rheidae
Gene: KIF16B
Product: kinesin family member 16B
Exons: 28
Coding region: 64-4113 (1349 amino acids)
Biological process (GO): microtubule-based movement
Molecular function (GO): microtubule binding; microtubule motor activity; phosphatidylinositol binding
Source: RefSeq, a predicted model, not a curated record
CGGCGGCGGCGGCAGGUGCGGGGCCGAGCCGAGCCGAGCCGAGCGGCCCGGCGGGGAUGAGCCAUGGCGUCCGUGAAGGUGGCGGUGCGAGUGAGGCCCAUGAACCGCAGGGAGAAAGACCUGAAUGCAAAGUUUAUUAUUUCAAUGGAAAAAAAUAAAACAACAAUCACAAACUUAAAGAUACCAGAGGGUGGAACUGGAGACACAGGAAGAGAAAGAACGAAAACAUUUACAUAUGAUUUUUCAUAUUUCUCAGCAGAUAGUAAAAGUCCCAGCUUUGUGUGUCAAGAAACGGUUUUCAAAAAUCUUGGUACAGAUGUGCUUAAAUCUGCUUUUGAAGGUUAUAAUGCUUGUGUUUUUGCAUAUGGACAGACUGGAUCUGGAAAGUCCUACACUAUGAUGGGAAAUGCGGGUGAUGCUGGUUUAAUACCUCGAAUUUGUGAAGGAUUAUUCAGCAAAAUAAGUGAAAAAACAAAGCGGAACGAGGCAUCCUUUCGAACAGAAGUCAGUUAUCUGGAAAUUUAUAACGAACGUGUGAGAGACCUUCUCAGGCGAAAGUCAUCAAAAACUAAUAAUUUACGAAUACGAGAACAUCCAAAAGAAGGGCCCUAUGUUGAGGAUUUGUCUAAACAUUUAGUGCAAAAUUAUACUGAUGUAGAGGAACUUAUGGACGCAGGAAAUAUAAAUAGAACUACAGCUGCAACCGGAAUGAAUGAUGUCAGUAGCAGGUCUCAUGCUAUUUUCACAAUCAACUUCACUCAGGCUAAAUUUGAUUCUGAAAUGCCUUGUGAGACUGUUAGCAAGAUUCAUUUGGUAGAUCUUGCUGGAAGUGAGAGAGCAGAUGCCACUGGUGCCACAGGAGUUAGAUUAAAGGAAGGGGGGAAUAUUAACAAAUCUCUAGUUACUCUGGGAAAUGUCAUUUCUGCCUUAGCUGAUUUAUCUCAGGAUGCAACAAAUCCUCUUGCAAAGAAGAAGCAAGUAUUUGUGCCUUACAGGGACUCUGUGUUGACUUGGCUGUUAAAAGAUAGUCUAGGAGGAAACUCAAAAACUAUAAUGAUUGCCACUAUUUCACCUGCUGAUGUCAAUUACGGAGAAACUUUAAGUACGCUUCGCUAUGCAAAUAGAGCCAAAAACAUCAUCAACAAGCCUACUAUUAAUGAGGAUCCUAACGUCAAACUGAUCCGUGAGCUGAGAGCUGAAAUAGCCCGAUUAAAAGCCCUGCUUGCUCAAGGGAAUCAGAUUGCACUCCUGGAUUCUCCAACAGCUUUAAGUAUGGAGGAAAAGCUUCAGCAGAAUGAAGCAAGGGUACAAGAACUGACCAAAGAGUGGACAAACAAGUGGAAUGAAACCCAAAAUAUUCUGAAACUCCUUGAUUGGUUUGAUCUGCUGCAUUUUAUGGCUGCAUCUUAUCUGGAGCAAACACUGGCCCUUAGGAAAGAAGGGAUAGGUGUUGUAUUAGAUUCUGAACUGCCUCAUCUAAUUGGCAUUGAUGAUGAUCUUCUUAGUACUGGUAUCAUCUUGUAUCACUUGAAGGAAGGCCAAACGUAUGUGGGCAGAGAAGAUGCUAUGACAGAACAGGAUAUUGUUCUUCAUGGCCUUGAUUUGGAAAGUGAGCAUUGCAUCUUUGAAAACCUGAAUGGUACUGUGAAUCUAAUACCACUAAAUGGAGCUCAGUGUUCUGUGAAUGGUGUUCAGAUUACAGAAGCCACACACCUAAACCAAGGUGCUGUUAUAUUACUUGGAAGAACCAAUAUGUUUCGCUUUAACCACCCCAAAGAAGCUGCCAAACUAAGGGAAAAAAGAAAGAGUGGACUGCUGUCUUCCUUCAGCUUGUCUAUGACAGAUCUUUCAAAAUCUUGUGAGAACCUGUCAGCAGUUAUGCUUUAUAAUCCAGGUCUUUUCCCUGUGAAAGGACCAAUCUGUCUAAGGCUAGAAUUUGAGAGACAACAACGAGAAGAGCUUGAAAAGCUGGAAAGUAAAAGGAAACAAAUAGAAGAAAUGGAAGAAAAGCAAAAAUCUGACAAGGCAGAACUUGUAAGAAUGCAGCAAGAAGUAGAGUCACAGCGCAAAGAAACAGAAAUAGUACAGCUGCAAAUUCGAAAACAAGAAGAGAGUCUGAAACGGCGAAGUGUUCACAUUGAGAGCAGGUUAAAGGAUUUGCUGGCUGAAAAAGAAAAAUUUGAAGAAGAGAGGUUACGGGAACAACAGGAGAUAGAGAUUCAGAAGAAGAAGCAGCAGGAAGAAAUUUUUGCCCGGGUCAAAGAAGAGUUGCAGCGACUACAAGAACUUAAUCAUAAUGAAAAAGUAGAGAAAAUGCAGAUUUUCCGUGAACUAGAAAAACUUAAAAAAGAAAAAGAUGAACAAUAUAUCAAACUAGAAUCAGAAAAAAAGAGACUUGAAGAACAAGAAAGGGAGCAGGUAAUGUUGGUGGCUCAUCUAGAAGAGCAGCUUCGAGACAAACAGGUCAUGAUAGAGCUACUGAAGAGAGGAGAUGUUCAGAGAGUUGAAGAAGAGAAAAAAGAUCUUGAAGAUAUUAGAGAAUCUCUUUUGAAAGUCAAGGAAGCCCGAUCUGAAGGUGAUGAAAACUGUGAAGAGUUAGAAGCAGCACAGCAUAAUUUCAUAGAGUUUAAAAGAAAACAACUAGAACAGUUGAAUAUUUUAGAGAAGGAUUUAGUUCAACAAAUGGAUCACCUAGAAAAGGAAAUAGCACAAGAAAAAGGAACUCUAGACCACUUAAAAUUUGCACAUGAAGAACAGUUAGAUAUUGCCAAGAAAGAAGAUGAAAACUUUGCAGAUGCUGUACUAAAGACUGAUGAAUUUGAAAAGAUAAAGCCAGCAGAAUAUAAGCUCCAAUCUAAAGCACGCCAGCUUGAAUACCUGAAGAAUAAUCAUUUGCCAGCUCUGCUGGAAGAAAAGCAAAGAGCUUUUGAAGUUCUUGGUAGAGGUUUAUUAGGAUUAGAUAAUACUCUCUAUCAAAUUGAGAAAGAAAUAGAGGAAAAAGAAGAGCAGCUUGCCCAGUAUAGAGCUAGCACAAACCAGCUGCAGCAGCUUCAAGAAACAUUUGAAUUCACAGCCAAUGUAGCUCGCCAGGAAGAAAAAGUUCGGAAGAAGGAAAAGGAAAUCCUUGAAUCAAGGGAAAAACAGCAGAGAGAGGCAUUGGAACAAGCUGUUGCUAGGUUAGAAAGAAGGCACUCUGCUUUGCAACGUCGUUCCACAAUAGACUUUGAAAUUGAGGAGCAGAAACAGAAGCUUGCCACCUUGAACAACAGCAGCAGUGAACAGGCAGGUCUGCAGGCUAGUCUAGAAGCUGAGCAAAAAGCCCUCGAGCAAGACAGAGAACGCCUGGACCAAGAAAUUCAACAGCUGAAGCAAAAGAUAUGUGAGGGUGAUGGUGGACAGAAAGGAAAUCACGGCAUAUUAGAAGAGAGACUUUCUUACACCAGUUCACCUACCAGCCCAACAAAGCCGCAGCCAUCCUCCAUUCCACUAGUUGAUGAUAGGAUAAAUGCCUUUAUUGAACAAGAAGUACAGAGACGGCUUCAAAAUAUUCAUCACAGAUCUGAGGAUAACCGUGCUAGCCUGUCCUGGUCUACAGAAAGUUUAAAGGAUAAUGGGAGACUUAAUAAUGGCACUGUUCAACGCAAGCUGAAAUAUGAGCGGAUGGUCUGUCGUUCUCUGGGAGCAAGUCCAGAUGACCUAAAGGACCCAAUUAAAAUUAGUAUUCCACGUUAUGUCCUGUGUGGGCAGGGAAAGGAUGAACACUAUGAGUUUGAAAUAAAGAUAACAGUUCUGGAUGAGACAUGGACAGUAUUCAGGCGAUACAGUCGUUUUCGGGAAAUGCAUAAAACUUUAAAGUUAAAGUACCCAGAGCUUGCUACUUUAGAAUUCCCUCCGAAGAAGCUCUUUGGGAACAAGGAUGAACGAGUGAUUGCGGAACGACGGAGUCACUUAGAGAAAUACCUCCGGAGCUUUUUCUCUGCGAUGCUGAAAUCUCCAUCAUCUCCACUGCACAUUGAUAAAGUGGGGCUGACUCUAUCAAAGCAUACCAUUUGUGAAUUCUCUCCCUUCUUCAAGAAAGGUGUGUUUGACUAUAGCAGUCAUGGGACCAGCUAACUUUUGUGCCAGGCCCCUUAUGCCAGAGGAGCACAGUCCAAGUGGUGCCUUCCUUCUGUGGUGUGAGAGAAAUGGAGUGGGGAAAGAAAAGGCAUCUUCUUCUGUGCCUGCAAAGUUUCAUGAGAACUUCUCCAGCUGAUGACAGCUACACCCUGACGCUAGCCUCUGUUCUCUGCCAGUUCUCCUAUUAGUGCCUGCAUUUUACUGGCAUGGUCUGUACAGACUCUUUUUUUCUUUUUUUUUUUUUUUUUUUUUUUGAUUUGCGCUGUUAAUAAUGUACAAAAAUUCUGACUCUUAGGCUGUUUGCAGCCACUCGGUAGUGGGAAUACUUCCUUUACGUUUGCUCAGACAAUUCGCUAUGAUCAUGCAGAAGCAUCUCCUGUUUACUGUGGCCACAUAAUCAUAAUGACAGAGAUUUUGGAGCAGCCCAGUUUCCUUUCGGUUUCUCUCCACACUGUUCCUUGAAAAAUAUUUCCUGUUUCAUUUCCUUAUAGCAUACUGUGGCAUUUAAAGUCAUGCUCAUACUCCAUUGUUGUUUGUUGUUUUUUGUUUUUUUUUUUUCCUGGAGAUAAAUAUCUUUUUGCCUGUAUAGUUUUCUCAGAAUUAAAGGGCCUUUGUGAGGCCUUGGUGACUUGAAUGUUUACAAAAUAUAUACAACAGAAAGAAUAUAAUUUAAACCCUAUAAAAGUCUUCCAGACAUGAUUAUUUUGAAGCAGAAUGAAGCACUUGCCAUUAAUUAAACAGUAAAGAAAGCAAUAGUUACAGAAGAAUGCGGUCAGCAUCUUUUUGCAUUUUCUAAUUACUUAGAAUGUAACUGGAUACUGAGCACUGUACAGGACUUAGAGCUAUGCAUAAACCCAAUGCAAAGUGCUAUAUAUAUAUUUUCUAAUAGCUUCUUUACAAUAGCAUAACACUGUAAAACCUGAGUUUUAUUUGCAUCGUUUAAAAUUUACAGGAUUUUACUAACAGUACUUUAAAAUUACUCAGGACUCAUUCAUAAUUGCACAUGUAUAUACAGAUAGAACUCAUUUUGUAUUGCUAUGCAUCCCAAAAAAAAUAUACACUGUGACUGGAAUUGUGAACAUGUACAUUUUUAUGUAUAAUUGAUUCUAUAAAAAUCAGAAUCAAACAACUUUAAGGUAUUAAAAUGCAUAAUGAAGUGUGGGAUUUAUGUGCCAUUUGUUAGGAAUAUUAAACAUCGUUUGUUGAGUUGCCAUCACUUGGCUCUUGUAGGUCUUGAUAACCAAACUACUCCAUGCUGUCAAAAAUGAUCGUUAAAACCUAAUCUGACAACAGUACUAAUAGUUCUAUUUCAUGACCUAAAUUAUAGGAACAUCAAUGUGUUUACAUUUAAUGUGAUGAAUAAAGACAUUUGGGUUCCAUUAGUAA